AUGGUCCACAUCCGCAUCAACGAACGCGAGGCUAACCCGAACCCGCACGUCAAUUUCAUCUCCGUUCUGCCUAUGGUCGAUGCCACUCUCGAGGAUGAUGCUCGGCAACUUAUGCGGGCGCUGAGCGCCCAGGUGAAGCCUCUCAUGAAGGCUCACGGUUUCACCGUAAACAGCUUGGAAGAGUACGAGUAUAACAGAGUGUUCGCGGGACGGAACUGGAACAAUGGAGAGACGAUCGAACUGGUUUUGAAGUCUGCUAGCGGUUCAUUUGUACCAGUUCACUGGCUCUUGAGUACAUUGUGCCACGAACUCGCCCACAUAAAGCAUAUGAAUCACGGACCUGCUUUCCAAGCCCUCUGGCGGCAGCUACGCAAUGACGUCCGUGCCCUACAAAACAGGGGAUAUUAUGGUGAUGGCUAUUGGUCUUCCGGGACCAGAUUAGCAGAUUCCGCGAAAAUAGCCGGCCAAGGUAUUGAAACGGAAGACCUUCCUGAAUACAUGUGCAAACAGUGUGGUGGUGCUCACUCACGUGCCCGACCUGCCUCUUACCAACGACGUAAAAGAACUGCUAAAUUUAGUGGACCUUCUGUGCACACAGGUGCUCAAUCUGAAAAGAAACGCAAGGCCGGCUCCAGGAUUACCAACGCUAACGCAUUUGGCUCGAGUGGAAAGGCACUGAACGAUGGCAUCAUUGGCGAGAAGCCGGCACUGGAUUUAGGAAGAAAGCUGGAAGAACGUGCGCUUGCUGCCGAGAGACGUAUGGAGACGCACAAAAUCACAUCCGUCUCUUCAGCGUCAGCAUCCUCUUCGCGUUUGAAGAGUGAAAUUACAACAGGUUCAGAAUCUGAAUACGAGGCUGAACCACUAGAAACAGAUCAAGACCGUCGAAGAACCAUGCUCGAAUCCGUCGGCGGACAAGAGCUCGACGAAAUGAAAGCAGCCAGAUAUGAUUUUUCAGACGACUUUAGACUUCCUGGAGAAAUCGAAUUUGAUUCAUGCAACAUCCACAAAAUUGAACGUCCCGAUGCUGCUGUAUCGACAGAUGCGCAGCCCGGUUCAUCGACCCAGCCUGGCAAGCAUCGGCGUGUGGUAGACGAAGAGAUAUCUGUCGCUAAGAAAUCACGGAUUUCUAGUGCUUCCAGACCUGACAGGACAGAAGAUCAGCCGGAUGGCUGGAACUGUCUUGUGUGUACCUUAGCCAACGAGCCAGAACACCUAGCCUGUUCUGCCUGCAGCACCCUUAGGGGAUAUUCUCUCUGGGUGAACAGAGUUUCGUGA
Molecule: messenger RNA, 1278 nt
Organism: Suillus plorans
Lineage: Eukaryota; Fungi; Basidiomycota; Agaricomycetes; Boletales; Suillaceae
Product: WLM domain-containing protein
Exons: 10
Coding region: 1-1278 (425 amino acids)
Source: RefSeq, a predicted model, not a curated record